UUAGCUAUUCCAGCGGGAAAAUUACGUCACUUGCUACGAGGCUUACGAAGAAAUUGAACGCUUUUGGGAUUUUCCUUUUGUAUCUUAACGAAAUCAAACACGUUUUAAGAUAUAGGAAAACAAUAGAAGAUCCUUGAUGAGUUACAAUAUAACGAAUAAAUAAGGAUAAUGCUACAGAUCAACACGGAAGAUUCACAAACGGAAGGUAAUGUGCCCUCUACCGGCAAGAGAAAUCCUUUUGAUUUUUUCUCUAAUAUUUUCAGAAGAAAAGGAAAAGACACAGAGAUAUAUGUUAGAGACAGAAGCGAGGACCCCUUAGCAGAAACCGAAAGAGGCUCUAACCCUAAAAAUGGGACUUUUCUUUCUGAUAGUAUCUAUCAAUCGACCAGUCAGCUUCUCUCAUCAUCCAGAAACAGGAAACAUGCCAACGUUUACACCCAUUGCCCUGUUCCUCACCCAGAAAUGGAGACUCUUUGUCUUUCACGAGAAGAUAACCCCUACAUUCAAGAAAAGUUGAAGAAGGUGGGGAGCGAUCAUGAUUUUCCCGACACGGCCUUUUCAUCCCCUCCCACUCUGGAUAAGGAGAAGCUAAUUAACACUGAUGGUACCUCAGAACAAGAGGAAACGGGUGGAAGUAUGCACGUUCACUUAAUAAGAAGUCCACCCCCUGGCUUUCCUCGGAAUAUUACAGAGUUCGUGUUUUCUGACAAGAAAUAUACUCCACGUCACAGUCCGAAGAAAAUUCGUCAGCCCCACGACCUUCACUUCCCCACGGAGACGACUUCCACUGCCCCACGGAGACGACCUUCACUGCCUCACGGAGACGACCUUCACUGCCUCACGGAGACGUCCUUCACUGGAAACAGAAGCAAGAAACAUUCCUCUCAGAAGUUAGGUCUGCGAGCGUCAUCCUCGUCGCUUCCUUCCUUAGAAGUUUUACAGAAGAGAGACACUAAAAGAAACUUAAACCCACUGUUCAGCAAGACUGGGCUGAAUGUAAUAGAUCCAGGCAUUAAGAAGAUUCUUCUGUCACAGAAGCAGAAAUUGUUUUCUGGAAACACACACGCGUGCGUGUCAAAUGACAGGAACUGUGGGAAAGUAGUGUUAG
Limulus polyphemus (Atlantic horseshoe crab) is the source of this 1108-nucleotide messenger RNA. RefSeq lists its product as uncharacterized. The record is from RefSeq and is a predicted model, not a curated record. Lineage: Eukaryota; Metazoa; Arthropoda; Merostomata; Xiphosura; Limulidae. The transcript has 4 exons. The annotation marks the transcript as partial.